AUGCUUCGCGGCCCAAGUAGUCCACCGAACGAAGAGAAAAACCCCAUCGACAAAUCCCAGCCUCCGCCGCUGUUCCUCGGCACCAAGAGAAGACUCCCCGAAUUCAUACUCACAGACAAAGUUGUCCUCGUUUCUGGAGCGGCGAGGGGCCUUGGGCUGACUCAAGCCGAAGCCUUGUUGGAAGCAGGUGCCACCGUAUAUGCACUCGAUAGGCUUGAGGAGCCAUCACCAGACUUUUAUCGUGUUCAGAAGCGUGCUGUUGAGGAGCUCGGUACCAAGCUGUACUACCGUCGUAUCGAUGUUCGAAAUACGGAAGAGCUCCAUAAUAUUGUUGAGGAUAUUGCCAACGAGCAAGGGCGUCUGGAUGGUUUGAUCGCAGCAGCUGGUAUUCAACAGGAAACACCAGCUCUUGAGUACACCGCCAAAGAUGCCAACAAUAUGUUCGAAGUUAACAUUACCGGGGUUUUCAUGACUGCACAAGCAGUUGCAAAACAAAUGAUUCGUUUCGGAAACGGCGGAAGUAUUGUCAUGAUCGCAAGUAUGAGCGGCACCAUCGCAAACAGAGGGCUGAUUUGUCCUGCAUAUAAUGCAAGCAAGGCUGGUGUGAUUCAGCUUGGCCGUAAUCUCGCUGCGGAAUGGGGUCCCUUCGGAAUUCGUGUCAACACCAUUUCCCCGGGAUAUAUCGUCACGGCCAUGGUCGAGCAACUCUUUGUUGAGUUUCCGGAACGCAAGGUCCAGUGGCCCAAGGAAAACAUGCUUGGUCGGCUCAGUGCACCAACCGAAUAUAGGGGCGCAGCGGUGUUCUUGAUCAGCGACGCAAGCAGUUUUAUGACUGGUAGCGACUUAAGGAUUGACGGCGGACAUGCUGCAUGGUGA
Molecule: messenger RNA, 876 nt
Organism: Uncinocarpus reesii 1704
Lineage: Eukaryota; Fungi; Ascomycota; Eurotiomycetes; Onygenales; Onygenaceae
Exons: 3
Coding region: 1-876 (291 amino acids)
Cellular component (GO): intracellular anatomical structure
Molecular function (GO): oxidoreductase activity, acting on NAD(P)H, oxygen as acceptor
Source: RefSeq, a predicted model, not a curated record